AUGAAUUAAGUAUGCUCAUAUAAAUAUUGUAUCAAUACUACUACUAAUAACAAUACAAUAUACUCUUGUACAUAUUGUUAAAACAUCAAAUAUUGUUCCUAGAAAUGUAGAGAUACUGAUUGGUAAAUAAAAAUCUUAUUAUUUAAUAGGACUUUAUUUCAUAAGAAUAAUUGUCGUUAAAUAAAUGGAAAGAGUCAAACUGAACUGAAUGACUCUGCAUCAACUUUGAAAUCAAUUCGUAGAUAACCAGAAGACUUUGAAAUAAUAAUCAAAGAUAAUUAAAUGGAAUUGGGAAAAGGUAGUUAUGGUUGUGUCAAAUUGGUCAAAGAUAAAUAGAAUGGUCAAAUGUAUGCAAUGAAAGUGGUAACUCUCUUUAUUGAAGAUAGAUGAAUAAGAAAUAAAUAUUUGAAUAUUGUUCUGUUGAAAAUCUUAAGAGAGAAAUUAAAAUUUAAAGAAGAUUAUAACAUCCACAUAUAACCAAACUAUUUCAUUAUUUUGAAGACAAAGAAAAUGUAUUUCUUAUAUUAGAAUUAGCAGGUAUAAUAAAUUACUAUAUAUUUAAGACAAUGGAAGUUUAUUUAGUUAUAUAAGAAAAAGAAGAAGACUUCCAGAAAAUGAAGCUUUUGUCUAUUUCUUUUAAACUUGUUUGGGAAUAGACUAUUUACAUAAGAAAAAUAUAAUACAUAGAGAUCUCAAACCAGAAAAUCUGCUACUAGAUAAAUAAGGUAAUGUUAAAGUUUGUGAUUUUGGUUGGUCAGCUGAAACUACUUAAAAUGGAGUUAGAAGAACUUUUUGUGGUACUUUAGAUUAUAUGGCUCCAGAAAUGUUGACUAAUCAACCCUAUAGUUUCACUCUAGAUAUUUGGUGUUUAGGUAUAUUACUAUUUGAAUUAAUCCAUGGCUUUGCUCCAUUCAAAGGGAAAAAUGAAAAUGAAAAAUGCAAUAAUAUUGUUAAGAUGACUCCUAUUGAUUAUGAUCCAUCAUUAUCACUUGAAGCUAAAUAAUUAAUAUAAGGAAUACUCAAAUAUAAUCCUAAUGAGAGAUUAUCAAUGACUUAAAUCUUUGAACAUCCUUGGAUGAAGAAAUACUAUAAAAGUUAUGGAAUUGAUCUAAGAUCUUAUAUACUUAAAGAAGAUAAAAACAAUGAUUCAUCAAAUAGAUCCAUAUCUCCAUAAAAUGAUGAUAUUAUUACUAGAUCAUUUAUUAAAGGACCAUAAUAAAAUAUUAAUAUCGAUUUAAAGCCCUUAUCUAAAUCUUCUAAUUAUGUCUCUUAAUAUAACAAUAACAAUAAUGGGAAAUCGACUGCUUCUUCAAAUUACAACUAAGAAGAAGAAUUUAAAGCAAGAGUAAGCAGACUUUCCUAAAGAUAAUAAAUGUAAUAAGGAUUAAAGGAAAUACAAGGAUAUUCAUAAAGAUAAGAAGAACUUGGUUUUAUGGAUAAAGUAUUUUCAGCAUUUGGAUGUUUAAGUAGAGAUAAAUAAUAAACUCAAUCUCAUAAUUAUUGA
Messenger RNA from Paramecium pentaurelia, 1504 nucleotides. NCBI's taxonomy places the organism in Eukaryota, Ciliophora, Oligohymenophorea, Peniculida, Parameciidae. The record is from the annotation of a GenBank genome assembly.